GAGGGCAGGAAUCCCACAAUAGGCAGGCGGAGGAUUUUUUUUCUUUUCUUCUCUUUUUCUCUCUCUAAGCAGAGCGGAGCUGGUUUGCCGUCUCAAUCACAGGGAAGGCAGAGGGGAAGGGAGGCUCUGCGCGGAGAUGUACGAUGGCAGAGCUACAAAUGUUGUUAGAGGAUGAAAUUCCUGCCGGUAAAAGAGCGCUCGUGGAGAGUUACCAAAACCUAAUCAGAGUAGCGGACUACUGCGAAAACAACUAUGUUCAGGCCCAGGACAAGAGGAAAGCUCUGGAGGAGACCAAAGCCUACACCACCCAGUCGCUGGCCAGCGUGGCCUACCAGAUCAAUGCCUUAGCCAACAACGUGCUGCAGCUGCUGGACAUCCAGGCCUCGCAGCUGCGGCGCAUGGAGUCCUCCAUCAACCACAUCUCCCAGACGGUGGACAUCCAUAAAGAGAAGGUGGCCCGGCGGGAGAUCGGCAUCCUGACCACCAACAAGAACACCUCGAGGACCCAUAAGAUCAUAGCGCCGGCUAACAUGGAGCGGCCCGUCCGGUACAUCAGGAAGCCCGUGGACUACAAUGUACUGGACGACGUCGGCCACGGCGUCAAGUGGCUAAAAGACAAGCAACAUGGAAACAAUCAGGCGAGCCGAGGAGGAACGCUAUCGAGGACCAAUCCGCCGACGCAGAAGCCGCCCAGCCCGCCCAUGUCGGGGCGCGGCACGCUCGGACGCAACACGUCCUACAAGACCCUGGAGCCGGUGAAGCCGCCCACGGUGCCCAACGACUACAUGACCAGCCCCGGACGCACGGCGUCACUCAACCAGAGGCAACGCAGUCACAGUGGAAGCAGCGGGGGGAGCAGCAGCAGGGAGAACAGCGGCAGCAGCGCUGUCGGCAUUCCCAUCGCCGUGCCGACGCCCUCCAUCCCCAACUCCGGACCAGUCCCGGCCACGUCGACUCCCCCGGGAGCCCCUCCCCCGCCCCCACCUCCUCCUCCUCCUCCUCCCACGGCCGGGCUCGGCCCCCUUCCUCCACCUCCACCACCACCUCCACUUCCACCAGCGCCACCGCCGCUAGUGGUGGCCCCCGGUCCCGGUCUGGGCCCCGCUCCGAUGUCCCAGUUCGGGACCAUCUCGCGGCAGAUUCCGCGGCACAACCCCUCCAACUCCUCCGCGUCCGUGGUUUCGGCCACGGGGACGUACCGCCGGGCGCCGUCGGUCUCCUCCCAGUUCUCCCUGCAGCAGCAGCAGCAGCAGCUUCAGCUUCAGCAGCAGCAGCUUCAGCUCCAGCAGCAGCAGCAGCAGCAGCAGCCUCAUAUUAAUGGAGGCACGCCUGGCUACAGCCAGAACUCAAUGUCUGUCGCUCCUCCCCCCCCCAUGCCCCAGCUGACUCCACAGAUACCUCUGACUGGCUUUGUGGCCAGGAUGCAGGAGAGCAUUGCAGAUACUCCCACUCCGCCUCCUCCCCCGCCUCCGGAGGACAUUCCCAUGUUCGACGACUCCCCCCCGCCCCCGCCGCCCCCCCCGGUGGACUACGAGGAGGAGGACGCCGCCGUGGUGCAGUACAGCGACCCGUACGCCGACGGCGACCCGCUGUGGGCGCCCAAGACCUACGUGGAGAAAGUGGUGGCCAUCUACGACUACAACCAGGACAAGGACGACGAGCUGAGCUUCAUGGAGGGCUCCAUCAUCUACGUCAUCAAGAAGAACGACGACGGUUGGUACGAGGGCGUGUCCGGCGGCGUCACCGGGCUGUUCCCCGGCAACUACGUGGAGUCCAUCAUGCACUACGCCGACUGAGGGGCGAGCGCGCGGCCGCGUCGCCUCGCGAUCCACCGACGGACCGCCGCCAUCCUCGACCCCCCGGGACGUUUAGACCCCCCUCUUUCUUGCUUUCUUUUUUUUAUAUGACAGAAUGUUCUUUCCCUUACCGAUUGCAAAUAAAAUUAAAAGUGAUAUCUAUUUAGUUUAUUUUUGGUGUUAUACGAGGGGGGGGGAGGCGAGUUAUGGAGUAUGUACAACAUAAGUGACUAAAGAACUGGACUGCACGCGCUCGCUCGGACGGUCACGCAGCUGAAGGAUGUACGACGUCAUCGUGGCCUGGACGGACAUUCUUAGCGAUAUAUAUAUUUUAUUUUUCGUGAACAAGGAACAUUCAGUUUUAAAGCGAACAAAAAAGCGACGUCACGUGAACACCUCCGGGUGUGUGUGUGUGUGUGUGUGAGACACGUGGGCUGCAGCCGCUUGGGGUUUCUGUAACGUGAACGUCGAUAUGAUCUCAUCGACCCCACAGAGGCUCGUUCGGGGGAAAUUUACAAAUUUAAAAUACUGUAUAUGGUAUUUCAAAAGACGCCUGAAAAUCAGUCUGAGUUAAAAAGCAUGCAGCAUUUUAAAGAUAUAUAAUGUAAUCUUAAGUUUAUUGCCACUACGCUUCCAUUACGUUGUAAAUGUAUCCACAUUAAGUUUUUUUAAAUUAAUUUUAUUACACUGUUGAAAUCACUGAACCUUUUGAAGACUCAAGCCCCGCCCCCUCACUUCCCAAAUGCCAAUUUUUGGUAUUUAACCCUUGUGUUGCCUUAGGGUCAUUUUGACCCGAAUCAAUAUUACACCCUCCCCCCGCCUUUGGGUCAUUUUGACCCGAUUCAAUGUUUCACCCUCCUGUUACCUAAAUAUUUACUAACAUAUUUUACCCUUUGGGUUCAAUUUGAUGCCAGCAAUUAAAACCUCCAGAAAAUUAUUAGAAUUAAUAUUGUUUACCAAGUUUAAGUGUGAGGCACUUUGUUUGUUGACUACCGAAAGAACACCGACAUUAAACAUUGAAUGGGGUCAAAUUAAUCCUAAGGCGGGGGGAGGGUGUAAUAUUGAUUCGGGUCAAAAUGACCCUAAGGCAACACAAGGGUUAAAAAAAAAUCGAAAUGGAUUUUACGUUUUCCUUCUGACGGAUCAGUUUUGACGCAAGAGAACAAUUUCCAUUUUUUUUUUUUACGAUUACGUCACAUCACUGUUUGUUCUGUACUAAUCCACAUCCGAUCCGUGGGCUCCAAGCGGAUUAAGAUUGAAGUUGCCUUGUGACUGUUCCGACGCACCGCUGCCCAAUAGACAACUGGAUUACCGCGGCUCCGGAACCCUCCGGGCUGCACAGGUGUACAUAUUUUUUUUAAAUCAGCUGUCACUCAGGUUUAGAAUUCGGCCCUCAACCGCAUCCAACACGACGACUCGUUUUCUUUUCUUAAACCAUUUCAGGAUACUGCCGCUCAUGCUUUGAUAUUUUUUUCCCGCUUGCUUUAGAAAUUUCCAAUAAUAAAAAUCUAUAAAAAAUUCUGGCUCAAUUUCAUGGGUAGAAAUAUUGACGUCGGCCCUUCAUUUGUACAUAUGUCGAUUGAAAAAGUAAUGUACAGUCUUUUAUAAUAAACUAUUCUAUGUACAACA
Pseudoliparis swirei is the source of this 3425-nucleotide messenger RNA. It is a transcript of the gene abi1a, whose product is annotated as abl-interactor 1a. The transcript is spliced from 12 exons. Gene Ontology annotation, molecular function: SH3 domain binding. Gene Ontology annotation, cellular component: intracellular anatomical structure; lamellipodium. The coding region runs from base 144 to 1796 and encodes 550 amino acids. The record is from RefSeq and is a predicted model, not a curated record. Lineage: Eukaryota; Metazoa; Chordata; Actinopteri; Perciformes; Liparidae.